Messenger RNA from Lactuca saligna, 967 nucleotides. NCBI's taxonomy places the organism in Eukaryota, Viridiplantae, Streptophyta, Magnoliopsida, Asterales, Asteraceae. The record is from the annotation of a GenBank genome assembly.
CGUUUAGUUUUUAGUUUUAACAAAACGCUUCGAUUUUAAAAUCAAUUUCCAUAAUUACCCUUAAAAAUAUAUUUGAAAAAAUUGCAAAAAUGGUCCCUAUGGUUUGCUGAUUUCUGUGGGUAAGGUCCAAAAAAAAGUUUGCUAGCAAAAAACGUCCUUAUUUGAUGUUUGAGCUGUGGAUUUGGUCCCUGCCUCUAACUGCCGUUAGAGGCAUUCUGUUUUCUUCCCCACGUGAUAUGCAUGCGAGAGUAUUUUUGUCCUUUCAUUUAUGGGACCAAAAUUGCAAUCUAAUUUCUCUAUUUAACCUCGACUCAAACCCACCUUCCCCAACGGCUCUCUCUGUGAAAAUGGUAACGAUCAUAUGCUUUUGUGGCAACAAUUAUGUGUUGCACCCAUCGUGGACUUCACUCAAUCCAAGCCGACGGUUCUACGCAUGCCCUCUACCGGACUCAAAAUGUCGAUUCAUUGGAUGGUUUGAUCCUCCAAUCUGUGAUCGUGCUAAGGCUAUCAUUCCUGGUCUACUGAAGAACAUGAACAAUUUGAAGCUUUCGGUGAAAGAGUUAGGAGAUGAAAUUCAGAAUUUGAGGUUUUACUUGAAGAUGGCAGUGAAAGAAUUAGAAGAUGAAGUUUGUAAAUUGAAUUUCUACUUGUGGUGCAGUUGGAUUUUUUUCUUGUUUUCUGGAUGUGGAAUUAGGGAUUUGGGUUAAGUUCUACCUAUGAUGCUAAGGUUUUUUUUGGGAUCUUAUUGUUUUGAUGAAUAGGCUUUUGCAUACUAUAAUGGUCAUUUCAUGAACCUUGUACCUCGAAUUAUAAUGUAUGAAAAUUAUCUUAUUUAAUUGUUGUUAUUAUGGAGACUAUAAUGGUAAUACAAUACAGGAAAUGGUAUUAAGAAAAGUACAAUACCAUUUUGGAACUUACUAAGUGUUAUUGAAUCAUAAGAUAUAAUCCAAAUAAGUCAAUGCAAAUU